Messenger RNA from [Torrubiella] hemipterigena, 2074 nucleotides. NCBI's taxonomy places the organism in Eukaryota, Fungi, Ascomycota, Sordariomycetes, Hypocreales, Clavicipitaceae. The record is from the annotation of a GenBank genome assembly.
UUGCCGCUUUCUGCUACACUCAUCAUCACUCUCAUCACCAACAUCUUGCUCCUUAGGCUAGAAGUUCCAAUACACUUUUUCACUAUGCCUGGAACAGUCAAGCUUGCGACGUACCUUUACCAGAGGCUGCGCCAGCUCGGCGUCGACUCGCUACACGGCGUGCCUGGCGACUUCAACCUCACCUUGCUAGACUAUGUUGAGCCCGCAGGCCUUCGCUGGGUAGGAAGCGCCAAUGAACUCAAUGCUGCCUACGCGGCUGAUGGAUACUCACGUGUUAAGGGAGUCGGCGCCCUCGUUACCACCUUUGGUGUGGGUGAACUGUCGGCUAUCAACGCCAUUGCGGGCGCCUUCUCGGAGAGGGCCGCCGUUGUUCACAUUGUCGGAAUCCCUGCUCGACCUUUGCAAGAUGGCCAAGUGCUGGUGCACCACACACUCAAGGAUGGCAACUUUACGCGAUUCUCGCAGGCACAUGCUCUCUUCACCGUGGCGCAAGCCCGUCUCUGGGACCCCAGAACAUCUGCUGAACAAAUUGACGAGUGUCUGAGACAGUGUCUGCAUCACAGCCGCCCUGUUUACAUUGAGGUCCCUGUCGAUCUUGUUUCCGCACCGCUAGAUGCGUCCAGGCUCGAGCAGCCACUGCAGCGCAUUCCUAGUGAGCCUGUCGGCAACUGCGACCGCGUGGUAGCAAGUGUCUUGGAAAAGAUUCAUUCUGCCAAACAGCCGCUUAUUCUGUUCGAUGGCGAGAGCAGAGGCAUGGGCAUCGUAGAGGAAGUCCAGGCUCUCACCAAGACAACGGGGUGGCCUACGUGGGCUACGUGCUUCUCCAAGGGUCUGCUGGACGAGACAGCAUCCAACUUCCAUGGCAUCUACAAGGGCAAGUGGGAUGAAGAAUCCAUCAAGACAUUCUUCUCUGAGGCCGACUUGAUUCUGUGCUUUGGCCCGCACUUUAGCACCACCAACUCUUACGGAGGAACGGCCAUCCCCAACGCCAGUACCACCAUCUCGUUAAGCUACACUGAGGCCAACGUCUGCGGCGAGCUUUUCCGCGACGUACCUGGAAAAUUCCUAGCGACAAAGCUCGUGCAGGGCAUCGAUGCAUCCAAGAUCAAGAAGUACGAGCCUUACCCCGAACUGCCCCGGGACUACCUUAUCCCGUACGCAGACGUCGUCAGCGACGAACCCCUCACACACGACCGUCUCUGGCAGACUGUUGGCAACUUUUUGCGUCCCGGUGAUAUCCUCAUGGGCGAGACCGGAACGUGCGCUAACGGUGUUCGCGUCACACCACUGCCUCUACACACUCGCCUCUUCACCGCCGUUACGUGGCUGUCUAUUGGAUACAUGUUGCCUGCUGCUCAGGGAGCUGCUCUUGCGCAACAGGAGCUGAUGGAUUCCAACAAGUACCACGGCAUCAAGGAUGCGCGCACAGUGCUCUUUAUUGGCGAUGGCAGUUUCCAGAUGACGGCGCAGGAGCUGGCUACGAUUAUCCGCCACAACGUAAAUGUCGUUGUGGUGCUUGUUAACAACGACGGAUACACAAUUGAGCGCUGCAUUCACGGCAGAAGCCAGCGGUACAACGAUGUCACACCCUGGCGCUACCUCAAGGCACCCGAGUUUUUCGGUGCGCCUGAGGACCACUACACGGCAACGAUUCGAACAUGGCGGGAUUUGGAGAAGGUGUUUACUGAUGAGAAACUUGUCAAUGGCACUGGACUGAGAAUGGUAGAGCUGUUUUUGGACCGUGAUGAUGCGCCACAGGGUCCGAUUCAGGACUACAUGACAUGGCAGAAGGCCGGAAAUGGAAUCAUGGAAGAGAAGGAAUAAAAACAGGUCUAAAAUAAUGUAAAUGAUUUAAUGCCAUACAAAAAUAAAACGAAAUUAAUUCACUUCGAAUGCAGUCUUGUAAGAUUUUGGACGUAUUCUGUUCAAGAUGAACACUUUUGAGAUUGAUUCAACUUUGUAUAGGUUAGUAGAAGUCCUUAGUGUUGGAGAGGCUAAGUAUAGGUAGAGCAUACUCUAUUCACGGGCUAUUAACUUUUGCUUCAAUAUUGCGAAAUUAAAUAUUAAUAAAUAG